Molecule: messenger RNA, 2268 nt
Organism: Paecilomyces variotii
Lineage: Eukaryota; Fungi; Ascomycota; Eurotiomycetes; Eurotiales; Thermoascaceae
Product: Cys/Met metabolism PLP-dependent enzyme-domain-containing protein
Exons: 5
Coding region: 1-2268 (755 amino acids)
Biological process (GO): 'de novo' L-methionine biosynthetic process; transsulfuration
Cellular component (GO): cytoplasm
Molecular function (GO): pyridoxal phosphate binding
Source: RefSeq, a predicted model, not a curated record
AUGUCGGCGUCAGGUUCGGGGGCACCUAAUGUGCCAGGCAAUUCCAACACGACAGGCACAGGACAGAUCAAUGUCUUGAAGAAGGCUUUCCCGCAUGUUGAUCUGGAUGGACAUAACCUGCCUCCGUCUCCUGCUCCUUCUAGCCCGCAUGGCGGCCGUCGAUAUGCACUCGCCACCGAGCUUGUCUACACCGACAGCAAUGACCAGUACAAUGCGAGCAGUGUCCCUAUUUACCAGAGUGCGACUUUCAAGCAGAGCUCCGGCGGUGGUGGAGGAGAGUAUGACUACACGCGAUCAGGAAACCCGACCAGGACACACCUCGAACGACACCUGGCCAAGAUCAUGUCUGCUCAGCGCGCUCUGGUAGUCUCUUCCGGUAUGGCUGCCCUGGAUGUGAUCACCCGUCUCCUGAGACCGGGUGACGAGGUCAUCACCGGCGACGACCUGUACGGCGGUACACAUCGUCUGCUCAAGUACCUGUCGACCAAUGGCGGAAUUAUCGUGCACCACGUCGAUACCACGCAACCAGAAAAGGUUCGUGAGGUUGUAAACUCCAAGACGGCAAUGGUGCUGCUGGAGACACCCACCAACCCCCUUAUCAAGAUCGCCGAUAUCCCCCGGAUCUCCGCACUGGCCCACGAAGCGAACCCCAGCUGCCUGGUCGCGGUCGAUAACACUAUGUUGUCACCAUUGCUCCUCAACCCGCUGGAGUUGGGUGCGGACAUUGUCUAUGAGAGUGGUACGAAGUAUUUGUCCGGCCACCACGACCUUAUGGCCGGUGUGAUUGCAGUCAACGACCCGGCGCUGGGCGAGCGGCUCUACUUCCCGAUCAAUGCGUCUGGAUGCGGACUGUCGCCGUUUGACUCGUGGCUGCUGAUGCGAGGUGUCAAGACACUCAAGGUUCGCAUGGACCAGCAGCAGGCCAACGCCCAGCGGAUCGCAGAGUUCCUCGAGUCCCACGGCUUCAAAGUCCGGUACCCAGGGCUGCGCUCGCACCCGCAGUAUGAGCUGCACCACUCGAUGGCACGGGGCUCUGGAGCGGUGCUAUCCUUCGAGACUGGAGAUGUCGCGAUGAGCGAGCGGAUUGUCGAGAGCGCGAAGCUGUGGGCUAUCAGUGUUAGUUUCGGAUGUGUCAACAGUCUGAUCAGUAUGCCAUGCCGCAUGAGUCAUGCUAGUAUCGAUGCAAAGACGAGAGCCGAGCGGGCCCUGCCAGAGGAUCUGAUCCGGCUGUGCGUUGGCAUCGAGGAUGCUGAUGAUCUGAUCGAUGAUCUGCGGAGAGCGGUAAGUAGAUCGCCGUCAGCAAACAACAUCAGGCCUGGAGCUGUCGCGCGCUAUCCGGCCAUUGCGGCCGUCUCAGACCGAACUGUGUCAACGUCGACCAAGGCAUGGAAUACAGACAGUCUAGGGCUGCGCUUAGGCGUUGAUGCUGCAAGUGCUGCCACAGCUGGAGCAUUGAUCUGCCCUCUGAUCACAAUCAUUGAUCGUGCCAUCAUCGAGAAAGCAGCCAAGGGCUUUCCCAUCCGCGACACAAUCACCUCCUGCCUCCGCUCCAUGGUCGCUCGUCCGGGGAGUUUCUUUCUCUCAACGCCCUUUCUGCUGAUCUACACGCUGUACUCUUCUACCUACCUAACAGCCAAUGUCAUCGACACCGUCACAUCGACCAUGCGGGACCAGCCUUUCUCAAAAGUGACCGCGGGGCCGGCCAAGUUCGUAUCCACCACGAGCGUGAAUAUGGCGAUUUGCGUGUACAAGGAUGCGCGGUUCGCGAAGCUCUUUGGGGCAUCGCCACCUUCUUCUGCGUCGACGACAAGUUCUAAACCGGCCAGCGCAGUUACACCACCACCCGCUCCCAAGAUCCCAAAGAUCUCAUAUUCUCUCUUCUGUCUCCGCGAUAGCGUUACCAUUUUCGCCUCCUUCAAUGUCCCAGCCCUCGUGGCGCCCUCUAUUCCAGACUGGAUUGCACCAACUGCCAGUAUGAAGGCCUCCAUGGCUCAGUUCGCCUGUCCAGCCCUCAUGCAGUUUGUCAGCACGCCCAUGCACUUGCUAGGACUGGACCUAUACAACCGUCAGCCGUCCGGAGGUCUGGGUUGGCAGGAACGAUUUGCUCGUAUUCGGCGCGAUUACAUCUCCAGUUCGUUCGCGCGCAUGGCCAAGAUCGUUCCCGCGUAUGGCGUCGGAGGCGUUGUGAACACGCGCAUGAGAGCCUCCCUAAUGGGUAAACUGGAGAACAUGGCAGACGUGAGGAAUCGGACGACAUUGGCUGCGUAG